This is a messenger RNA of Drosophila sechellia, 1170 nucleotides long. RefSeq names its product bromodomain-containing protein 4. Bases 1 to 1170 code for a protein of 389 amino acids. The record is from RefSeq and is a predicted model, not a curated record. The transcript is spliced from 3 exons. Lineage: Eukaryota; Metazoa; Arthropoda; Insecta; Diptera; Drosophilidae.
AUGAAGUGUGGCGAUGGCCAGGGCGGGCAUUUAAAUAUAGCUGACCUUUUUCUCGCGGCCAAAAUAGCGAACCUGUCGACCGGAGUAUCGACCAGUCCCGCCUCGGGACUGGGAAUCGUGGGCAUCCUGCCCUGCUCGCUCCAUUGGCAGCCGCCGGGCAAGGCGCCCAAGUUGCUGAGUUACUCCUCCGGGGCCCGUGCCACCAGUCAGCCCUAUGCGAUGUCCGCCUCCGGGAACAGUUGCUGCAGCACCAGGACACCAGGUUGCUGCCAGGACUGCAGUGGCUACCAGCAGGAGUACGAGCACUUGCCUGUUCCGCGACUGCAGCACCAACAGCCGCCACCGCCGCUCUACCAAAAUCAACAGCAGAAGCAGGAGCAUCAACAAGGCAGCUGCAUUACCACCUUGCAGCAGACAACCACUGCUACAUCCAACUGUUCAUACGGCAAUUGUCUGAUGCCAACAACUGCAACUACGAGCACUUAUGUGAGCAAUAUUGGAACAGAGCAGCCGCUGUUGACUAUGCAACAUUGUCAUUCUCAUUGCAACAUGCAACAUUGCAACAGCACCUGCGGCAGCAACAAGGCACCUGCUAUUUACAAUAACAUACCUGCCCAGUCGAUGAUCUUUGUACCCGUGAUGUUGCCCAUGCAACAGCAACAUCAUCAACAGCAGCAGCAUUAUUUGCAUACGCAACCUCCUCUGCCACAGCCGGAGGAUUGCAAACCAUUGUUGCAGGCCAAGAGCGUACCACCGCCGCCACAGCCACCGCCUAUGCUCACCCACUUCCAGGCGAUGAUGCAACCACCACCUCUACCACCUUCACCGAUGAUGCCUCCACAACGUUUUCCCAGCAGGACUCCUACCACGCCCCCCCUGCCGGCUACCUACCGCGUUCAGAGCCUCAAAUCCGCGGCUGCUGCGGCGGUCAGUGCUUACCAGCGGAAUGGCAAAUUGCCCAGGAACCUGCCCGCCCUGCGUGCCAUGGAAAUGGCGUUGCGUACCAACUCCUUUGCCACGCCCCCUCCACCGCUCCCUGUCCCACUACCAUCGCCUCACGCAGCAAGGACCGAAGGAGGCGGACAGGACAUGGAGGACUCUGACGAGGAAAUGGAGUACAUGCCGCCGCUGCACAGUGAGUACAGUUGCAAUGCCGCAAACUUAAUAUAG